AUGCCGCUGAGAGAUGGUGAUCGCCCUCCUUGCGCCGCCUGCCGCCACAGACACGUCCGCUGUACGAUCGACUGUCCACUGGCGCCAUAUUUCCCGGCGAACGAACCCGAGGUCUUCCAAAACGUCCUCCACCUUUACGGCAUCGCAAACGUCACGAAAAUACUAAACCAGCUGAAUGACAAUGUAGAGAAAGAAGAAGCGAUUAUAUCGAUUAAAUACGAAUCUAACAUCCGAAAGAUUAACCCAGUUCACGGAUGUUACGGAUUAACAGUUUCAUUGCUACAAAACCUGAAUGCCUUGACGAGUGAGCUUCAACGCGUUCGUCUUUCGCUUGAAUCGCAUCGAAGAAACAACAUCAACAAUCAGCAGUUGCAGAUCAUACACGAUAAUUCUCAAAUCAUGCCUUCAUUCACAGGUCUUCCAGUUAACAACCAGAUAAUUAACGAUCAAAGUGUUGAUGGAUUGAGUAAUAUCCCGAAUGAUCAGUAUAAUCAAGGGUUUCACUUCGGUGGGCCAAGUGAUCGUAAUGCUAUUAAUGAAGUACUCGCGAGCAGAACAAUGGAACCGCCAUUUGAGGAUUUGGGAGAUCAAGAUGAUAACGAAGAAUGA
This is a messenger RNA of Lactuca sativa (garden lettuce), 609 nucleotides long. RefSeq names its product LOB domain-containing protein 25. Lineage: Eukaryota; Viridiplantae; Streptophyta; Magnoliopsida; Asterales; Asteraceae. The record is from RefSeq and is a predicted model, not a curated record.